AUGCCCAAGUCAAAGCGCUCCAAGGUCGUGCACAUGACCCAGGUCUCCAAGAAGAACCGCGACCAGAAGGAGCAGCUCUUCCAGAACAUCCGCGACGCCGUCCCCGAAUACCAGCACGUCUUCGUCUUCAGCGUCGACAACAUGCGCAACAGCCAUCUCAAGGACGUGCGACGUGAACUGUCCGACUGCAGGUGCGCGGAAAUCCCCCACCCCCCAGAAGCUACCAAGGCAAAGGGAACUCAAUUGGCUAACACAUAUACACCCAGAAUCUUCUUCGGCAAGACAAAGCUCAUGGCCAAGGCCCUCGGCCACGACGCAGCCGACGCCCUCGCCCCCGGCACAGAAGACCUGUCCAAGUACCUGUCCGGCACCGUCGGCCUCAUCCUCACGAACCGCCCGGCCCAGGAGAUCCUCGACUACUUCUCCGCGUACGCCCCCAUCGACUUCGCCCGCGCGGGCGUCCCCGCCAGCAGGGACUUUUCCAUCCCCGCGGGCGUCGUCUACUCCACCGCCGGCGAGGUCCCCGCGGAGCACGACGUGCCCAUGGAGCACUCCAUCGAGCCCGAGCUGCGGAGGCUGGGCGUCCCCACAAAGAUGGUCAAGGGCAAGAUCGUGCUGGGCGAGGAGAGCGGCGAGGGCGAGGCGUACAGCGUCUGCAAGGAGGGCGACAUCCUCGACUCGCGGCAGACCAGGCUGCUCAAGCUGUUUAGCGUAUGCUUGAGCGAAUUCAAGGUCAACGUGCUAGCAUACUGGAGUUCGGCUACUGGGGAGGUGACUGAAGUCAACCCCAGCGCAAUGGAGGAAUAA
Clonostachys rhizophaga is the source of this 807-nucleotide messenger RNA. The record is from the annotation of a GenBank genome assembly. Lineage: Eukaryota; Fungi; Ascomycota; Sordariomycetes; Hypocreales; Bionectriaceae.